AUGAGCAAUUUCGCCGCCACCAUGUGGUUCAUGACAUUGGACAUGGCGAGUGGAUUCUGGGCAGUCCCGAUGACGGCCCGGGCCCAGCUGAUCUCAGCAUUCAUUUGCCCGCUAGGACACUUCCAGUGGAAGCGCAUGCCGUUCGGACUCAAGAAUGCUCCGUUGAUUUACCAGCAACUCCUGGACAACUGUCUCUGGGGCUUCGUCCGGCUACCCCCGGAAGAGGAACGACUCGUCGACCCAGAGAUGGGGCCUGUGCUGUCCCGGAGUUCGUACAUCGAUGACAUCAUCUACGGAGCUCCGUCCUGGGAUGACCUGUGCAAGACGCUGAAUGCCCUCCUGUACCGACUGCGGUACUGGAACAUCUCAGUGAGCCUCCCGAAGAGCGAAUUUGGAGUCAAGAAGUGCAAGUACCUCGGGCACGACAUCAGCUAA
This is a messenger RNA of Phytophthora megakarya, 435 nucleotides long. Lineage: Eukaryota; Oomycota; Peronosporomycetes; Peronosporales; Peronosporaceae. The record is from the annotation of a GenBank genome assembly.